This is a messenger RNA of Salvia splendens (bonfire salvia), 1060 nucleotides long. Its product is annotated as phosphopantothenate--cysteine ligase 2. The transcript has 8 exons. The record is from RefSeq and is a predicted model, not a curated record. NCBI's taxonomy places the organism in Eukaryota, Viridiplantae, Streptophyta, Magnoliopsida, Lamiales, Lamiaceae. The annotation marks the transcript as partial.
AUUGACAAUUUCAGCUCAGGCCAUCGGGGAUCAACUUCUGCAGAAUAUCUCCUGAAAGCUAGAUAUGCAGUAGUGUUUCUUUAUCGCGAAGGAACCUACCAGCCAUUUUGCACAUCGCUUCCGAAUAAUCCUUUGCUCGAACGUUUGCAAGUUACUGACGAAUCAAAUAUUACAGCACGGCCACCAUAUGAGAAAACAGUCAAGGAAGCUAUAAGUAACAGUCAUGCGGCAACGAGCUGUGGCACCUUGUUGAAACUUCCCUUCUCUACAAUCUUCGAGUAUCUUCAGAAUUUGCAGUUGAUUGCAUCAUUAAUGAGCAGCCUCGGUUCACGUGCUUUGUUCUAUCUCGCUGCAGCAGUGUCUGAUUUUUAUGUUCCUUGGGAGAGCAUGUGCAUAAGACCAGUCCAGCUCCGGUCCUCUGGACAUGCGACUCGUCCAGGUUCCAAAGAUGCUGUCGGUGCUGAGGAGAGAAUGGGCUCCAAAGGCCUUUUGCAUAUCAUUCAAGCUAGAGACUGAUAAGGACAUUCUUCUGAAGAAAGCUGGUACGGCUCUUGAGAAAUACAACAUGGACAUGGUGGUAGCUAAUGAGCUCCUAACGCGUAAAGAGGAGGUCAUCGUCGUCCCCAAGGGUGGAAACAUUAUUGUUCAACGAGACAGGACGCUGGCCGGUGCUGAAGUGGAGGAGCCGCUGAUCAAACUCAUCGUGGGCCAGCAUUCUGCUUCUAUAAACUCAGCCGCAUAACUUCAAAUUGAGGUUUGAGAUGCACACAGCUGACAAAUGCAAAUGAUCCAAUCCCUUUUCUUUUCAGCAAUGAGGCCUUCAGGUAUGAAGAGCCAUUUACUACUGAUUACAUAUUUUGCUAACAUUUUCUAUAGAAGAAGAAGAAAGUAAUAUUAUGCAUUUUACACUUCAUUUUGGCUUCUCUGUGUUAUAUGUAUGAGAGUUAUUUCUGUUGUUUGCGAUGAUAUUCGAAUGUGAUGUCAUCUUGUACACGUGUCGACAGAAUUUGCGAUUUGCUAGCCUCUUGCCUAAUGAACAAAGAGUUAUUUAUGUGGUAAA